GAGGUUUCUGACGGCUCGCCAUUGUACGAUUCGUUGCAAGCACGGUUCGCAGCGAUAGAAGCACGCUAAAGCUCUUUGAGAGUUUUACAGACAAUCGAAUGAGAAAGAGAGAGAUAGGCGACUGCGUACGGAGUGAGUGCAUGCGUGCGUGCAUCGGUGCUUGCUGCGUAGCCCGGAUUCGUAUCUUGCACACGCUGUAUAAAACAAACGUAUACAACGAGCAUAUUUUUAUCCCUCGAUCGCUCGUUCUGCUCCCGAGUCCCGGCACAAAAGACCGAGAUCGACGACACCGACGAGGUCGCGUCUCAUUUCUCUACCUUCCUAUCCCGUGAUAGGACAGACGUGCAAGGUCUCACGACACGGAACGCGUAUCACGCAUGAUAAAUUACACCGUGGUCGGUGCUCCGUGCGCGAUCCCCUAGUUUCCACAUCUUGCGUAUUCCUCUCGCUGUCGCGUUUUCUCGUAGCACGGGUUCGCCUCGUUUUACAACGUAUCAUAAAUUGAUUCUCUCUCUCUCUCCUCUCAUUCUAUUUUCUCCUAUCGUUUCGCAUCCUUCCCUCCCCUUUCCGCUCCCUUGUGUGUUCAGUUUCUACCGGUGUACUCCGAGCCGUGGACACAUCGCGCCGUGGCCGCCCUGUAUCAUACGGUGCGGACAACGUGCAACGAGCGCCCUCUCGUUCUCUCCAGGAAGAGCAACAACAGCUCUCGUCUCUUCGUUCCUGUCGACUCCGACGUCUCGGAGAAGAAUGGAGGCGAUAGCCAAGCACGACUUCACGGCGACCGCCGAAGACGAGCUUAGUUUCCGCAGGAGCCAAGUCCUUAAGAUUCUAAACAUGGAAGAUGACAUGAAUUGGUAUAGAGCUGAAUUGGAUUCCAGAGAGGGACUUAUACCAAGUAAUUACAUUGAGAUGAAGAGCCAUGAGUGGUAUUAUGGAAGAAUAACAAGAGCAGAUGCCGAAAGAUUAUUGAUGAACAAACACGAAGGUGCCUUUCUGAUUAGAAUCAGUGAAAGCUCUCCUGGUGAUUUCUCCUUGUCUGUAAAAUGCUCCGAUGGUGUGCAACAUUUCAAAGUAUUGAGAGACGCACAGGGCAAGUUUUUUUUAUGGGUUGUCAAGUUCAACAGUCUCAAUGAACUGGUAGAGUAUCACCGUACAGCAUCUGUUUCUCGUUCGCAAGAUGUCAAACUGCGAGACAUGGUUCCGGAAGAGUGUCUGGUGCAAGCGCUGUAUGAUUUCGCACCGCAGGAGCCUGGCGAACUCGAGUUCCGACGAGGGGACGUAAUCACUGUCACAGACCGCACGGAUCAGCACUGGUGGCACGGAGAGAUCGGUAAUAGGCGGGGACUGUUUCCAUCUACCUAUGUCACGCCAUACCACUCCUAGGUAUUAUACUUGGCCUCACAGUGCACGGAGAUCGUUACUGGGAACAGCUUAUCCCACCACAAUCACCUAUAGGAUCCGAGUUAUCGCGAAUUUGAUAAACAAUAUCUUAAGAAACUCAUCCAUCGAAUCGGUCACCAUUGAUCAAUACACCAUCGGUGUAUCGGUGUAUCAGUGGUUUUACCGAAAAGUCUUCUAAGUAAACACGACUUUUGACUAAAAGUGAAUCAGUUGUAUACUCCAACACCAAAAUCCUCAGAUAUCAAACAAGGAUAAAUAUCGCGUUUACAUAUGCAUGAGAGAGGGAGGAGAGAACCGUCACCGACGUCGAAACGUCCGAUAUAAAGACAUCUAAGAUUAAGGAUGAUCUGACUGUUUCGAGAAUGUAUGACGAUAUCCAAGGAUCCGAGUAUCUAUGUAUGCGUCGUUUACUUAUAAAUGUCUAGGGAUCUAAGGAUGCCUAAAAGAUGCCUAAGGAUCUGAGGAUAACUCGAGCAUUUAUAAAACUCUAACGAUUUAUAACGAUCCUUUAUUUAAGAGUUAUCUAAGUAUAUAGAUAUCCAAGGAUCUAAGGGUCUCUCGCGUGAUCCUCGAACCGAUUUUCCCCAGCUGUGGCAGAAUCGUUGUUCGAGGAAACUCGAAUAUGUAUAUUUUUGUUUCCUUUCUUCCUUCCUUUCGUUUCCUCUUUUUCUUUUUUCUUUUUUUUUUUAAUUGACUUUGACAAUUCUUCCUUUACUUACUGCAUAAAGCACAAAAGUUCAUAGCAUUGUGUAAUUAUUAAUAUUAUUAUUAUUAUCUUUAUGUGGUUAUUAUUAUAAUUAUUAUAUAUUAUUAUUAUGUGACUAUUAAUGCGUUAUGUUACAUUUUAUUGAUAACAAUAUAUUAUAUUAAUUAUGGCCGCGUGUGCUUUGUUGACUUGAGCCCAACGAUGACGACUAUUCCUUGUGAGCAUUGUCGCGAGAAAACGCAUUACUUAUCAGUAGCUUCAUCUUGUAAUGUACUGUAACAAGUAUGACCAAUAGUUUGGUCGAUUAUUCUGCUUAUUACUGGAUGAGUGUGCCAUUCGGAACAUUUCCUGCUGUCGUGCGCUUUUUAUCAGCCGACCGCGAUAAACUCUAAAAGCGGAAGUUUUGCGUUUCAUGAUCGAUAUCUUUGUCGUUUCGCCGGCCUUGAUAACAAUGUUCGACGUUUAUUCUCUGUAGUAAAGAUUGAAAUAUUAGAUAUAUUAGAUUCGGAUCUAGUAGAGACCGUAUAAUGAAAUUUGAAUUUGAUGAAACAUUUCUGGAAAGUCAAGUUUGCUCAGUUUAAAUAUACUUUUACGACAAAACGAUUUAAAAUAUUUACAUAUGCUUACUUGUGUUACUCUUUCAAUGACGAUUCCAACGAUAAAUCAAUUAAUCAAGUUGAUAGAAAUUAUUAAAAAGCGCCUUUGGUCAAAUGCAAGGAGAUAGAACAAAAUAGAUAAACGAGAGAAACAAUGCAUUAAUUAUGUGUAAUUCAAAGAACUUGGGAUCAUGAAUGCAGUUAAAUUCGAAAGAGAGGGAGAGAGAAGGGGCGUAUACACUGUGUUAAUAUAUAAAAUCAUACUGUUCAUUAUUUCACUAUAAUUAUAACGAUUUAAUAAUUGAUAACACAACUUGAUUAAACAAGCUCUAAAAAAUUUUGCUAUUGAUGUAUUCUUACCUCAAGAAACAUUGUAUAGUUUUCUGAUACUUCUGGACCAAGUGAUGUAUAAUAAUAAUAAUAAUAAUAACACAAGAACAACAAUAAUAAUAA
Ooceraea biroi (clonal raider ant) is the source of this 3156-nucleotide messenger RNA. It is a transcript of the gene drk, whose product is annotated as growth factor receptor-bound protein 2 drk. Gene Ontology annotation, molecular function: protein binding. The record is from RefSeq and is a predicted model, not a curated record. Lineage: Eukaryota; Metazoa; Arthropoda; Insecta; Hymenoptera; Formicidae.